AUGCUGGACCCGACAACCCUCUCCUCGCUCAAAGUCACCGAGCUCAAAGCCGAACUCAAGAAGCGCGGGCUACCGGUGGGUGGCCUCAAGCAGGCGCUCGUGGAGCGGCUGGCAGAGGUUGUGAUCCAGGAGCGACAGCGGGAGGCAGAGGCAGAGGCAGAGGCGGAAGCGGAGGAGGAGGAGGAGGAGGAGGAGGCCGCGCCAGAGCCAGAGCCACAGCCAGAGGUGGUGCAAACACCCAUGCAGGACACGAUCCAGGUCAAUGGUGGCCAGCCGGAGCCGGAGUCGGUAGUGGUUGAGGCGGCCGAGGAGGUGCGCGCAGAGACCCCGGCGGUGGCGCAGGAAGUGCAGGAACCAGUGCAGCAGGUGCAGCAGGUGCAGGAGCCGGUGCAACAGGAGCAGGUGCAGGAGCAGGCACAAGUACAGGAUGUAGAGCCGGUACAGGAGCCCGAGCCAGUACAGGCCGAACCAGCGCAAGCCGAACCAGCACAGGAACCUGAGCCAGUCCAGGAGAUUGAGCAAGUACAAGAGAUCGAACCAGCACAAGUAGAGCCAGCAACUGCCGAACCAGCGCAAGAAGUCGAACCCGCAAAGGGAGCCGAACCAGUACAAUUAGUUGAGCCAGUACCGCAGAUCGAGGAGCCAGAGCCAACACCGGCUUCAGAACAGCAAGAUGUAGAAACCGUGCAAUCACCACCCCAAGUACAGGAUAAUGACGCUCCCAGCCCCGCAUCCGUUUCGGAGCAGCUUGAAGCCGUUGCGGAACAGAUCACAGCUGAGCAGCAGCAGGAACCGUCAAACGAAGCCGCCGAGGAGCCAGUGCCCCAGGCAGCUGCAGCUGAACCAGAAACCCCCGAGGACGACGAGGUAUCCAUCUACGAGGAGCCCUCUUCAAUUGAGGAAACCAAGGCGGACAACACACCGGAAGAGGCAGUCGAGCAGAAGCAGGUCGAAGAAGACUCACCAAUGGCCGAAGCACCAACAGUCCACGAAGAAGCCCCAGACAAGCCCCAAGAAGCUCCAACCAAGCUCGCCGAUAUCCCCGUGGAACCCGUCCCAGCGCCAUCCACCACCACCCACACCACCACCGAGGACGAGAUCACCGCCGCAAUAACCUCACAAUCCGACCUUGCCACUCCCACAGCGCCCUCGGAACCAAUGGACACCCGCGACGACACUCCCACAGACCUCCGCAAGCGCAAGCGCCGCUCCGCCAGCCCCCCACCCGCAGCAGCAGCAGCAUCCGAAGCCCCCGUCCCAGCCCACGACACCAACGACGACCCCACAACCACCAAGAAGCCGCGCGCCUCCUCCCCACAGCCAAAACCGAGGCAGCGCGACGCCCGCUUCAAAGGCCUCUUCAACACCGACAGCGCCGACCACGACGACGCCGCCGACGACAACGACACCGCCCCAGCGGACGACGACGACGACCCGCCAGUCCCGCCGUCAAUCCACCCCGCGACGUGCGCACUCUACAUCCGCAACCUCAUCCGCCCCAUCAACGACCCGCUGCUGCGCAGCCACCUCACGGCCCUCGCCGGCGCAACCCCGCCGGGCACAGAGGCUAUCUCGUACUUCUUUGUCGACAGCAUCAAGUCGCAUGCGCUCAUCAUCUUUGCGUCGGUCGCCGCGGCGACCCGCGUGCGUGUGGGCAUGCAUGGGAAGGUGUGGCCGAACGAGCGCACGCGCAAGCCGCUGUGGGUGGACUUUGUGCCCGAGGAGGCGGUGGAGGGGUGGGUUGCGAGGGAGCGCGAGAUAAGGGGGCAGAAGAAGUGGGAGGUCGUGUAUAAGGAGGGCGAAGGCGAGGACGGAGGCAUUGUGGCGGAGCUGGAGGAGGUUGGUGCGAGGGGCCGUGGUGGGGCGGAGGUAUUAGGUGCGCCGACGGGCCCGAGGGGCGCGAGGGAGAGGGCGGUGGAGAGGAAGAAUAGUGUACUUGCAGUCCAGAAAGGUGCGCCGACUCAGGAUGUGGCACCGCCGGCGGCGGGUGCGAGAACGACGAGGUUCGUGGAUCUGGACGACCUGUUUAAGAGCACGGUGGCGAAGCCGAAGCUCUACUACAUGCCUGUGAGUGAGGAGAUUGCGAGGGAGCGACUGGCGGCUGCGAGGGGGAGAGACGGGCAUCGGGAUAGACGUUGA
Messenger RNA from Morchella sextelata, 2139 nucleotides. RefSeq lists its product as uncharacterized. The transcript is spliced from 3 exons. The coding region runs from base 1 to 2139 and encodes 712 amino acids. NCBI's taxonomy places the organism in Eukaryota, Fungi, Ascomycota, Pezizomycetes, Pezizales, Morchellaceae. The record is from RefSeq and is a predicted model, not a curated record.